AUGAAUCAGCAGUGCAAGGUUUGCGGGGAGCCGGCGGCUGGUUUUCACUUCGGUGCUUUCACAUGUGAAGGAUGUAAGGCUUUAAAAUAUAUUGUAGAGUUAUCUAACAUUUCUCGUAACAGAAGUAAAUCAAGUCACGUAUACGCACAAUUAGAGGGUCGUAUCUGCAACAUAACAUCCGCGCCCAUAACGAAGAAGGACUUAUCUGAAAUUUCUAAUCUAGUGACUCAUUCGCGAAUACAGUUCACUUGUUUGCUGGACACGUCGUUCUUCGGGCGAACGUACAACAACCUCUCCUCGAUUUCUGAAUGCAAGAACAAUGGUGAAUGUGUCAUCAAUAAGAAAAACAGGACGGCUUGCAAGGCAUGCAGGUUGCGGAAAUGUUUGCUAGUCGGCAUGUCCAAAUCAGGAUCACGUUACGGGCGAAGAUCGAACUGGUUUAAGAUCCACUGCCUUUUACAAGAGCAGCAGCAACAACACAUGCAACAAUUACAGACAAGUAAAUCACAAACCACAUUAAAUACUUCCAUCAGCCCAUCUUUCUUGCCAACAAAUCUUUUGCCGGCCGCCGCUCUUGCGGAAUAUUAUAAGAGUACAGAAAAGAAUGUUUUCACCGAUGAAGUGACGCGGCAGAGCGUUUCGCCUUCCGAUUCUGGUGCUUCUUCAGCUGACCCAGAGGAUGAUAAUAGUUCCAGGAGUACCAGCGGUUUGAGUAUUUUCAGACCCGCCUCAUCACCUAGCAGUGAAAAAGACACUCGGAUACAGGCAAUCAGAAAUCAAAAUAAAGAUGUGAGAAGAAAAAAGCCAUCAACGUUGCCACCUUCGCCAUUUGGUGCCAUGGGCGCUGCGUCUGGUUUUUCGUUUUCACGGAGCGCCCCAUAUCUACCAACUCCAAUGACAAAUAUGAGAUCAGUGCCAUCAGGAAUAGCUUGGCAAAAUCGUAGUGGUGGGGAUUUGUUACUCCAAUCCCCGGCGAUUGCCGGCGUUGCCAUCGAACAAGACCAACCCAUAGAUCUGUCUAUUAAAUCUACAGCAGUCAUAUUUAGAAAUUCAAAAACCGAAGUGAGUGAUUCUGAACCCGAGUUGAGUAUCGAUCUGAAUGACGAUAACGGUAAAGACAUCAUGAAGAAUCCCCUCGAUUUGAGUCUUGUAUCAAAACGAGCCGAGGAAGUUCCGAUGACUGGCUAG
Messenger RNA from Danaus chrysippus (African queen), 1188 nucleotides. The record is from the annotation of a GenBank genome assembly. Lineage: Eukaryota; Metazoa; Arthropoda; Insecta; Lepidoptera; Nymphalidae.